UGAUCUCUGUAUUUUCCUGCCUCUACACAGAAUCUGCUGUUGGCUGUGCUCUCUAUGGAGCUUUGUUUCUAGCUGUUCUCUGACAAAGGGCUUGUUCUGUGCAGCACAUCUCGUCCUCUUUGUUCAGCCUCUGGCUUCAACCACUGAAGCACAAAUAUUCUCCAGCUGGGAAUCAGACAAGGGCAGAGAUGAAGAACCCAGAAGCCCAACAGGAUGUUUCAGUUUCCCAGGGAAUUCGAGUGAUGUUUUACAUGAUGAAGCCCAAUGAGACGUCAUUCCAAACCCUAGAAGAGGUGCCUGAUUAUGUAAAAAAGGCAACUCCAUUUUUCAUUUCCUUGAUGCUGCUUGAACUGGUAGUCAGCUGGAUUCACAAAGGGAAGCCACCAGGUCGUUUGGAUGACGCAUUAACAUCAAUAUCAGCCGGUGUUCUGUCUCGGCUUCCAAGUUUGUUUUUCAGGAGCAUUGAACUGACAAGUUACAUUUAUAUCUGGGAGAACUACAGUCUCAUCAGUUUGCCUUGGGAUUCACCAUGGACUUGGUAUUUAACCUUCCUAGGAGUUGACUUUGGCUACUACUGGCUCCAUCGCAUGGCCCAUGAGGUUAAUAUUAUGUGGGCUGGACACCAAACACACCACAGUUCUGAAGACUAUAACUUAUCCACGGCACUGAGACAAUCUGUCUUCCAAAUAUAUACUUCCUGGAUAUUCUACUCUCCCCUGGCCCUGUUCAUACCCCCUUCAGUAUAUGCUGUUCAUCUUCAGUUCAAUCUCCUCUACCAAUUUUGGAUCCACACAGAGGUCAUCAAUAACCUUGGUCCUUUGGAACUGAUUCUCAAUACUCCUAGCCAUCAUAGAGUCCAUCAUGGCAGAAACCGUUAUUGCAUAGACAAAAAUUAUGCUGGCACUCUUAUUAUAUGGGAUAGAAUUUUUGGGACAUUUGAGGCAGAGAAUGAAAAAGUUGUAUAUGGUCUAACACAUCCCGUUAACACAUUUGACCCAUUCAAGGUGCAGUUCCACUAUUUAGUUUACAUAUGGACUACAUUCUGGGCCACAUCUGGAUUCUUCAAUAAGUUUUCUGUCAUAUUUAAAGGACCAGGCUGGGGUCCAGGUAAACCAAGACUUGGACUGAGUGAAGAAAUCCCAGAGGUCACAGGGAAAGAAGUUCCCUUCUCAUCAUUGGCGUCUCAACUCUUAAAGAUAUAUGCAGUGGUACAGUUUGCUCUGAUGCUAGCAUUUUAUGAAGAUACUUUUGCAGAUAAAGCUGCACUGUCGCAGGUCACUCUCCUUCUGAGGGUUUGCUUCAUUAUCCUUACCUUGACUUCCAUUGGAUUUUUUCUGGAUCAAAGACCUAAGGCAGCUGUUAUGGAAACUUUCCGUUGCUUGGUGUUCCUAAUGCUGUGUAGAUUUGGUCAUCUGAAGCCCUUCAUCCCUUCCUUGUCAUUUGCUUUUGAGAUUUUUUUUUCCAUCUGCAUUGCUUUCUGGGGAGUAAGAAGCAUAAAACAACUUGCCUCUGGCCCUUGGAAAUAACAUAAGUUUGUACACAAUUCUCUUGUUUUAAUCAGUUGUCCACAACUACAAUAUAUUACUACUGCCUGUGAAAAUAUAAUUAUCUUACAUAAUGAUUCUAAGAACCAUUUCUUUAAUGAAAGGUAGAUAGACUUAUUUACUCUUGCUUGCUUUCCACAUUUAUUAUUUCCUGUUAAAAUUAAAGUCAGCUACACUCACUUUCCUUUAUUUCUAGGGUUGAAAGCAAAUGAUUUCAAAUAUAAUGAUGUUAUAUCCACUGGUAGCAUCUAAGCCAAUGGGUAUAAGAAGAGGAAGUGAGAAAACUUAAAAACAGUAAAAGGAAUGAAGAUUUCAUUUGCAUUGAUUUGACAACUUUUUGUUUGCUGUUUGCUAAAAUUGUGCUUAGAUACAUAUUUAUUGUCAUAAAAAUGUAUUAGAUUAGUUAUCUACCUAAGGCUAUAUUUACCUUUGAAAACCAUACAACGUAAG
Ceratotherium simum simum (southern white rhinoceros) is the source of this 1994-nucleotide messenger RNA. RefSeq names its product alkylglycerol monooxygenase (gene AGMO). The record is from RefSeq and is a predicted model, not a curated record. Gene Ontology annotation, cellular component: endoplasmic reticulum. Gene Ontology annotation, molecular function: iron ion binding; glyceryl-ether monooxygenase activity. NCBI's taxonomy places the organism in Eukaryota, Metazoa, Chordata, Mammalia, Perissodactyla, Rhinocerotidae. Gene Ontology annotation, biological process: lipid biosynthetic process.